UCCAAAGUAAUGUUUUGUGUCCAGUGCUGUCUCAGCAUCUGCAGUUCUCCCCAGCGGCACCCAGUGCAAUUUAAGUAGACCUCCUUUCAUUGUAUGCCAUGCCUGUUAGCUUGGCAGCUAUGGAAAUAAAGGGAGAAGAAAUAAUGCAUCUGAGACUACACAGAAAUUCCAGUAUAGAUGACAGUAACCCUGUAAAUGAAUAAGACAUAACAAAUCCUACUGAAUUGUGGGGCAGGAAAAAGCAUAUAUUUAAGCUUUUCCAGGAGGCAUGAGGUGGACACCCUGACCAAAGUACAAAAUCGUUUGAUUGGUACAAGCUGAUCAUGGGGAUCCAGGUACAAAUGUAGAAAAUGAGGAAGAGAGAUCUAGUUAAUAAGUAAUUCCUGACCAUAAUGCAGGUUUGAACAAACAAUACAGUCUCCCAACAGUAAGGAUAGUAUCUCAGCUUAAACACUCUCCAGCACAAGUAUAUUAUUCCUUCCUCUCACCAAGAAGAAAAUGAAAAACAAGACAAGUUUCCUUCCGCAAGAAGGAGAGGCACGUCCUUCCAGAUGUCCGGAUAACAGUGCAUUCAAACAACAGAAGCUACCAGCUUGGAAGCCCCAGCUUACCAUUGCGGCUGUGCUGUCCAGCUUUUUUCUCACAGGCGUGUUCUGCCUUUCUGUGGGAGUCUGCCUCAUAAUGUCUGCAAACAGCGUCAGAGAAAUCCAGAUUGAUUAUUCAGAUAAGUGCUCAGAUUGUUCAAAACUUCGUGAAAAUUCCUCUAAUUGGAAUAAGGAAUGCCACUGUUCUGUUAAUUUCAUGCUAAAGGAAGAUAUAUUGGGUGACGUUUUUAUGUACUAUGGCUUGCAAAACUUCUAUCAAAACCACCGUCGAUAUGUGAUAUCAAGAAGUGACGCACAAUUGCUGGGUCGAAAUGUAAAUAUUCAGAAGAGCUACUGCGCACCCUUCACCACCUACCGAAAUGGGACACCCAUGGCUCCCUGCGGUGCUAUUGCCAACAGCAUGUUCAAUGAUACUAUUGAUCUAUUUUACAAUCUUAACUCAUCUGUUAUUCAAGUACCACUGCUGAAGACUGGAAACAGUUGGUGGACAGAUAAAAAUGUGAAAUUUCGCAAUCCAAAAUCAUACAAUCUCUCUUCUGCGUUUGCAGGGACAGCAAGACCUCCUUACUGGCAGAAACCAGUGUAUUUGUUAGAUGAGGAAGAUGAAAGGAACAACGGUUAUGUAAAUGACGACUUCAUUAUCUGGAUGCGAGUGUCAGCCUUUGCUACAUUCAGAAAUCUUUACCGUCGUGUCAGACGGAUAAGGCAGUUUGCAGAUGGCCUUCCAGCAGGGAAUUACACUUUUCAUAUUUCCUAUAACUUCCCUGUUACCAAAUUCAAGGGGAGGAAGCAUGUGAUUCUUUCAACCGUGGUAUGGAGCGGAGGAAGUAACCCAUUCCUGGGAAUUGCCUAUGUGGUUUCUGGCACAGCAGCAACCCUGACAGGUUUUGUCAUAACUGUCAUCCACUUAAAGCUCAGAAAAAAGAAAACGUUCUUUCAGAAGUAAUAGGGCUCCCUGGCUUUCUGAACAAAGGCAAAGGUGUGCUGUAAAUGAAGAACGUGCCGUGCAGACCUUUCAUUCUUUCCCCUGAGCUCUGGAUCUGUUUCAGUAACAGGUUUGGGGAAUGUAAGCAAAUUGAGGGGCAGUGGUAUUCCAUCAUCCAAAACCAAGCGUACCUGAGGCUGCAUUCUUAUUAAUGUAUGUGUGCUCCUAAAUUUAUUUCCUAGGAAACUUGUAGUGAGAUGAGCUUCAAACAACAGAUAACAUAGUGGGUUAGAAUUGCAAUGGCAAAGAAAUUAUAUGGUACUAAUGUCUGGCCAGAAGUGACGGUCCAUAUUCGUUUCUUACUCAGCCCUUAAUUCAGACAAUAUUUCUCUUGACUUAAAUGGAGCUUUGGAUGGGUAAAAAGUGAGGUCUUGGUCCAACAAAAAGCUUGAGCUGGUAGAACUUGGUGCUAAAAUCUGUUUGUGGGCCACGUGCAUGGGCUGAAUGGCUUGGCUUAGGUUUUAUAUACCUUUUUCAGCUAUCCUUAAAAAGCAACCAAUUUAGCACAGCAUAUUCAUCACAGUUUGAUACUUGAUUUCUGAUUGAAUACAGGGCAUUUUUUAGGAGUUUGGAGUUUGUUUAAACACAAUUUCUUGGUUUUAUCUAGGUACUGAGACUAACCUGCAAAGCUAGAGGGCAUCAGAACACUGAUUUACAUUUUAAAAAUUAUGAUUUAAUAGAAAGUUUAAAUUAAAAACUACUUUAAUGCUCAACAUUUUAGCAGAAACAUCUACCUAAUAUAGCUAUUAGGCCACAAUUGCAGUCCUACCUACCCCACCCUUCCACGCAAAAGUUCACAGACUCUUACGUGACAUGAAAUGUCUCUUCCCCUUUCAAGCCCUCAUUUCCGUGGUGUGGUGACUUACUGUCAAUAGAAAACAAAGCAUCAGAAAAUCUGUCAACUUAAUUUUCAGAAAAUAAACACUGCAGCUCGUGAACAGGCUUAUCAAUUUUCAUGUUUCAUUUUCAAAAUUUUACACGUUUAGGAGUUACUUCCAGUCUCUCACAAAAUGUUGGAACAGCACUGAAGAAUUUAGGCCAAGUAUACCAUGGUACAUCCAAAUUUAAAAAAAAAAGUUUUUCUGUUGCAAAAGUGCAAAUGGAAUAAAACACUUUAAUUCCUUUGAUAAGUAUUCUGUGUGCCUUACCUCCCACUCCCCUAAAAAAACCCUCCACACU
This is a messenger RNA of Aquila chrysaetos chrysaetos, 2769 nucleotides long. RefSeq names its product cell cycle control protein 50C-like. NCBI's taxonomy places the organism in Eukaryota, Metazoa, Chordata, Aves, Accipitriformes, Accipitridae. The coding region runs from base 499 to 1551 and encodes 350 amino acids. Gene Ontology annotation, cellular component: endoplasmic reticulum; plasma membrane; Golgi apparatus. The transcript has 7 exons. The record is from RefSeq and is a predicted model, not a curated record. Gene Ontology annotation, biological process: phospholipid translocation.